Rotaria socialis is the source of this 1125-nucleotide messenger RNA. The record is from the annotation of a GenBank genome assembly. Lineage: Eukaryota; Metazoa; Rotifera; Eurotatoria; Philodinida; Philodinidae.
AUGAACAUAUCAAAUAAAAUCGAAAAGAAUGAUAACGAUGUUUAUCGUUGGUAUGCAGAUACAAUUGUUUAUCGUGGUUUUGGUCCAUUAAUAGCUUGUUUAGGUUUUGUUGGUGGAACGCUUUCUUGUCUUGUUUUUCGUCGAAAAGCUUUAAGAAAAAAGUCGUGUUCGAUUUAUUUCUUAUUUUUGGCUUUAGCUGAUCUUUUAUGUAUGAUUUGUUGGCUUGUUCAUUUUGUUUUGCCAACUUAUAAUAUUCAUAUUCUUACACUAUCGAAUUUUCUCUGUAAAAUAUUUGUAUUUGCUAUGUAUUUUGCUUUCGAUUUGGCUAAUUAUAUAUUAACUGCAUGUUCAAUUGAUCGUGCUGUAAGUGUUUUAUUUCCUGUUAAAAGUCGUAAAUUUUGUCGUCGCCAAAUGGCUUAUGCAAUAACAUUAAUAUUAGUUAUAGUUGAUACAUUAAUAAAUAGUCAUUUAUUAUACGGUUUUGGAGUAACAUCAGUCAAUUCAACAUUAAAUGAACGUGUUCCAAUUUGUCAUCAUGGAUUCGAUUCUAAAACAUAUCAGAAAUUAUUUUCUGCAUACGAUUCUUAUGUUGAUGUUAUUAAAACAAAUGUUAUUCCAUUUGUAAUAAUGAGUAUUUGUAAUUUAAUAAUUAUAGUUCGUGUAUGUCGAUCAAAUUCGUCAAUUAGUUUAAAUAAAGGAAGAAAUAAUUGUCGAACAACAAGAUCAAAACGAAAAUAUGAAAAGGAUCGUCAAUUAACAUUAAUGUUACUUAGUUCGUCAUUUGCUUUUCUUGUUCUAACACUUCCAACUGAAAUAAAUGAUAUUAUUCGAUCAAAUUCCAACAAAAAAACUGUUACUUUAAAAACUUAUUUAUUAUCAGCUAUUCUUCUAUCAUUAGCACAUCUUAACUAUGCAGUCCAUUUUUACAUCUAUACAUUAACGGGUGAAGUAUUUCGUCAGCAAUUAAUUAAAUUAUGGCCAAUUAAUAUAAUAUGGCCAUUUAUGAUUCGACUUCUUCGAUGUAAAAAAAAGAAUUCUUCAUUAACAAUUGAAACAACAAAUAAUCGAACAAGACAACUUGAAAACAAUUUAAAUACUGAACUUGAUUUAUCAUUAAAUAUUUAA